Messenger RNA from Pseudoliparis swirei, 3902 nucleotides. RefSeq names its product glycerate kinase (gene glyctk). The record is from RefSeq and is a predicted model, not a curated record. Gene Ontology annotation, molecular function: glycerate kinase activity. The transcript has 4 exons. Lineage: Eukaryota; Metazoa; Chordata; Actinopteri; Perciformes; Liparidae. Gene Ontology annotation, cellular component: cytoplasm. Gene Ontology annotation, biological process: protein phosphorylation. Bases 1806 to 3380 code for a protein of 524 amino acids.
UCGUAUGCGCAUUGGGCACACAUACCUGGCACAUUAAGGGGAUUCUGAAAUAUUAUUUUACUGUUAUCAUCCGUUCGAUAAUGUUCACUUUCCCAUCAUGUGUCGGCAACCAUUUUAACAUUUAAACAUAUAGGCUAUAUAUGUUCCUCACGGUGACAUAGAUUUGUAGCACAGUAAAAAGUAGUACAUGUUAAGUAGCUUUAUACAUAUUAAAGUCAACAAUUGUAUUUCUUGAAGUCUAAUGCGAACAAAUAAUUGAAAUGAGGUACAAUUACAUUUAACCAAUAGUGUGUUCAAGGCAGGCCCAGGUGAUCAUUUAUAAUCACGGUAGCCUAUAUGUAAUUAUGUUUACAUUAAUAUGUAGGUUAUCAUGAUAUAAUGCAGUUUCUAUCCACACAUUUUCAAUCAGAAGGGCCUGUCUGACUUUGGCUUAUCUGUCUGCCAAAUAAAAGUACUUCACAUUGGUGCAAAAGUCAAAUCAAAAUCCAAUAUUGCUAUAAAUAGCAGCCCUUGCAACAUUGCCCAUAAUAGCCUCAUACAACCAGAUAUGUCAAAUCACCCACCCCCAGUGGGCAAUGUGCUGUUUAUUAUGAGCUGUGCUGAUCUAAUAAUUUACAAAACAGUUUUUAUUCUUCAUUCUCAAAAUAUUCUUUUCUGCGUGGUGACAUGUCAUACUCUUCUUUUGUUCUGUUGUAUUAUUAUUAUUAUUGAAUAAGCAGAACAAACACUCAAAAGGCAGCUUUCCAACAUACUUCAAUCUGUGUCAAGGUCCACCUCGCAUUGGCUCAGUGCCAAUAUUUUUGCAUAAAAUAUAAUUUGCUUGCCUUUUCUACUAUCGAGAAUAAGGCGAAGUUCAGGUCUCACAAAAAAAUUGUGCACGCUUGUACCUUUACAAACGUUAUGAAUUCACAUUCAAACAAAAAAAACGUGUAACCACUCUGCACAUGAAUUCAACGUAUAGUUUUGGGUUUUGUACCCUUUGAAUAUGCUGCAGCACGAAUAGCUCCAAAGUCUGUCAGAUAGGCUACUAACCUUCUGAAACAACAACUGAUAAAUGCACAGCUGUGAGACCAGUGGUUGGAUGUGUCCUGUGGAGCAUCAGGUCAAUCAUUACACACAGGGUACACAACUCCAGUCAGUCUCUGGUCAGAUUUCUGCUCCGCCUGACUGCUGAGCUGGAGGGCAUAUCACAGGCUUCCACAGGCUUUAUAUUUCAGUUACAACCUUCAGGUAGGCCACCUCAUGGGUCUUUAGAAAGCUCAGUUUUACCGGGAAAUAUGCAACUGGCUUAGAAUAACAGUUAUUAUCUACAUAUGGUUUUGGUUGUUUUAAACACAAAGGGUAGGCAAUAGUCUGAACACGUUGUUUUCAGCCUUUAAAAGUAAGCUAACAAGCGGCACAUGCACACAUUAUUCAUUCAGUGAGUAGAAUAUGAACACAACAGCAACACACUUUUAAACUUCUUAACUCUAGAUUUAAGAUCAGAGCUGCCAAUCCAUCUGAGAACUGUACAGCUUAUUAACUUGAUGUAUAAUACACUGUUACAUUAUAAGAUACAGAUCUCUUGUGUUUGCCUUCAUUUACUACAAUGCUUUAAAUGUCACUGGCAUUUAAAUCUUCAAUGCAUCGUGCUUAUAAUUAAAGUUUCGCAAUUACCUCACUUUGAUAUAAUUUGAUGAUAUCAACUUUUCAACAGUAUUCCCGACACCAUGGUUAUAUUAAAAGUGGUCUUUUAAACAUGUUUUGGUGGGAACUGUAUAAACGACUCAAUAUGACUUUUUGAUUUCAGACCCACUGAACUGUCCAUGGCCCGUGUUCUUUCCCUGUUUCGGCCUCAGCCUUUUCUGGUCCACGUGAGCAGGAGAAAAGACAUUCUGUGCAAAAUGUCAAUGGACUCACGGGCACGCAAGGUGUUUGCAGCCGCGGUGGAAGCUGUGCAGCCAGACGUAGUGGUCAGGCAGAGCAUAGAGCGCAGAGAGGACUCAGUCAUUAUCAGUGGUCAGAAGUUCACACUUAAGCACAACGUGCACUUGGUUGGUUUUGGAAAAGCUGUACUGGGUAUGGCUGCUGAGGCAGAGAGGAUUAUGGGGGAUCAUUUGGUAAAAGGAGUAAUAAGCGUGCCACAUGGGAUUCAGCAGACAUUACAGCAGCAUGGAAAGAAUCAUCUUUUGUUGAAAGAAAACAGUCGCAUCAAAGUGAUGGAGGGAGCGAAACACAACUUGCCUGACAGUGAUGCCCAUAAUGCAGCGGAAGGGAUCAAGCAGUUAGCCAGUGAACUGACGGAGAACGACCUGCUACUUGUACUGAUUUCAGGUGGAGGCUCGGCGCUCUUACCUGCUCCCAUCCCACCAAUCUCGCUGCAAGAGAAACAGGAUGUCACCCGCAAACUUGCAGGUGCCGGCGCCACUAUUCAAGAGCUGAACACCGUGCGGCGGGCCCUUUCCGUUUUAAAGGGUGGAGGGCUCGCUCAUUGUGCUCACCCAGCCCAGGUGGUUUCACUGAUAUUGUCCGAUGUAAUUGGAGACCCUCUGGACUUGAUAGCCAGUGGCCCCACCGUGUGGAGUGAAGUGCGGCCUGAAGAAGUGUCAUCAGUCCUUGAACGUUACAAGCUGUUGAACUGCCUACCAGCCUCAGUAAAGGAAGUUCUUGGUAAACCAAUGCCAACGUGGAGAGAUAAUAAAGGCGAAUCCAAUACAUCAGGACGUGUUCUCAAUACUGUGAUUGGCUCCAACAGUGUUGCCCUCCAAUGGGCAGGUCGCCGUGCUCGGGAGUUAGGUUUCCGCCCUCUUGUGCUGGCCCCAGGAGUGUGUGGCGAUGUGAGGUCGGUCUCCCGACUCUACGGCCUCCUGGCUAGCUUUGCCUGUUCUCGAGAAGAACCUCCUCCAGAGGUUGCCGCUGAGCUGCUAAGGCUGGGGCCCGAAGUAGGUGUGGAGAGCUGGGACCUCUGCCGUACCAUGCAGGUCUUGGAAGAAGGGCGUACAGAAGGAUGGGGUUCCACGUGUCUGUUAGCCGGAGGUGAGCCCACCGUGGAGCUGACAGGCACGGGUCGAGGUGGUCGGAACCAGGAGCUGGCUCUGCGAGUUGGACUGGAGCUGAGAGGCAUGAAGCUUCCGCCUAAUGGUCCCGUCUUCCUGAGUGGUGGAACUGAUGGUCAAGAUGGACCCACUGAGGCAGCAGGGGCCAUCACUGAUGGUGGAUUGUAUGAAGAGGCACAAGCACAGGGACUGGACAUCAACAGCUUCCUUACCAACAAUGAUUCGUACACUUUUUUUACACGUCUUUCUGCUGGGCAGCGUUUACUUGUACCUGGCCUAACCUGCACCAAUGUGAUGGAUGUGCACAUGCUACUUAUUCCACCCAUUCCCAUGAACAUGAGAUAAUUUGAAACUCAUAAAAUAAAAGGGUCUUGGUCAAGCAGAUCUGGAUGAAUAAAUUACUUAAUUGUUCUAUUUGACUUGGUAUUGUGGGACGUGCUUUUUUGUUCAACUAUCUACUUGAAAGCAAGACUGGUAUUGCUAUAUUACAUUCUAACAACCACAGAAUAAAUGUCAGCAGUAUUGUUAUCAGCUUUACGGUUAUAGGCGGAAAAACAAGUUUAGGAAGUGAUUUUACUGACAACUUUUUUUUUUAAACUCAACAAUAUUUUUACAAACCAGCUUUUGUAACUAAAGGCAUUUAAAACAUCAGUAUUUAUAAACACAGCAAAUUUAAUAUCAAUCAAGCUCUUUACACAAACCAUGCCCUAUUAUCUUUGCUGCUGGCCUCUCUGAGUUUGUUGUUCAGUUCAGGACUCUAUAUCAUAAUAUUUCAGUAAAUGCACUGCAAUACAUUUUCAUGUACCAACUGGUCUUUGCCAUUAUAAUUGUUGUCACAUGUAUAUAAAUGAUUGGAAUAUGACUCAU